AUGGCAACAGCCCAGAGACCUCCCCGAAGCAGUGACACUGCCCUCUAUACCAUGGGCAGCGUGGGGAGCCUGCUGGAGAGACAGGACUUCUCCCCCGAGGAGCUGCGGGCUGCCCUGGGCAGCGCCCGAAGCUCACGCCAGCCCGAUGGGCUCCUUCGGAAGGGUUUGAGCCAGCGAGAGCUCCUCAGCUACCUUCACCUGGCCAAGAAGGACUCCAAAGCCACCAAACGCUGGCCAUCAGGGGGGUCUCACCGGCAGGGGGAUGAUGACCACCAUAGCAACUACUCUGGUCUCUACUACCGGGAACACCCCCGGGGGACUGACUUCACCAAGACUUCCCUGCCUGAGCGAGGCCGCUUUGACAAGUGCCGCAUCCGACCCUCGGUCUUCAAACCAACAGUAGGUACAGGGAAGAGCUUCCUGUCCAUGCAGAGCUUGGCAGCCCACAAGGGCCAGAAGCUGUGGAAGAGCAAUGGCAGCCUUCAUACACUUGUGUGCAACCCACCCCUGAGCCCUGGUCCCCAGGCCAGCCAUGCUCGGGCUCAGCUGCUGCAGGCACUUAGUCUGGAUGAAGGUGGCCCUGACCCUGGCCUGUCUGAUUCCUCCAGUGGUGGCAGCGGUGGCCCUGGCCCCUUCAGUGCCUCUGUGGGACAUGUCAACCACCUUGGGGGCUCCCUGGACCGAGCUGCCCGAAGCCCUAAGGAACAGGCAAUGGUGACCGCUGGUGAAAUGGGGCCAUUGGCCACUCUGGGCUGCCUGCCCGAGCCCCCACCCCCCUACGACUUCACUUACACUGCUCAGGUGGCCCAGGACUCAGUGGCCCUGCGGCAGGGCCAGCCUGGGGUUGGGGGACUAUCAGAGCUAAAAGGAGGCCUCAGUGACGAUGAUGGCCCCAGUCCCUUUGUACAGGAGCUGGAGGACAGGCAGCAGCUGUGGCUGGCCGAGCUGAAGCGUCUCUAUGAUGAGAAGCUGCAGGAGGUGGCCCAGAAGGCCGAACGCAAUGAACGGAGCCUCCAGCUGCAGCUCUUCAUGGCUCAGCAGGAACAGCGGAGGCUGCGGAAGGAGCUCAGUGCCCGUCAGGGCCUGGCCAAGGAGCCUCCACACUCCCCGGAGCGCACCAGCCCCAGUCUGGAGGAGGAGGCCAAGUGGGAGGCGGGUCAGAAGACUUCAGAAAUCUCUCUGUUAAAGCAGCAGUUGCGGGAGGCCCAAGCAGAGCUGGCCCAAAAGCUAGCAGAAAUCUUCAGCCUGAAGACAAAACUCCGAAGCAGCCGGGCUCAGGCCGAGGCCAAGGACAGUGAGCUGGCCCGGCUCCGGGACACCCUCUGCCACCAAAGCCCCCAGGAUGGCCCAGGCCCAGGGGAACUGCCUGAUGGAGGCUGUGAGACAGAUGAUUCCAAGAGCCAGGGACUUCGGGGGGAGGUGGGCAGUGGCGGGGCAGAACGGCUGUGGACCGAGCUGCAGCGGGAGCGCCAGCAGGGCAGGGAGCAGGCCUUGCUCUUUGAGCAGGAGCGGAGGACAUGGCAGGAGGAGAAGAACAGGGUCCUACGUUACCAGCGGGAAAUCCAGGUGAGCUACAUGGAGAUGUACCACCGCAAUCAGACUCUGGAGCAGGAGCUGAGGGAGCUACGGGAGCUGAGGGCACCACAGGCACCCUGGAGCCCAAGGCUUGAGUCCUCUAAGAUCUGAGUGACGCUGGAGCUGAGUAGGUGGCUGCCGCAGGAUGCCACGGGAAUAGUACUUGGAAAAAGUUGGGAGGGUGCCCCCUUCUCUCUCUCCCCGUUCCUCUGCAGGGUCCCAGUCCCUGAGGAAGGAUAGGAUGGAUAGCCCCAUGCAGGGCUAGGCCAGGCCUGGGAGGAGGGCUUCCAGUGUGGGCACUGCCCUCGUUUUGGUGCUUGGAAGCAAAAGCUCAGGGGUGCUUUUUUUCCCCCUUUAUCAUAUGUUCAAGUAUGUCCCAGCCAUGCCAAGCCUAACCACUCCCUGGAUUGGCUAUGCGAUCUGCGUCCCAGGCCCAGUGAAGAGGCUGGGAGGGUUAGAGUGGAGCCCCCGAUGAUCAGAGCUUGGUGGGGGAAAGGGCUGCAACAGGAGAGGGAGCCUGGAGACCACGAACCCCCGUGUCAUGUCCUCCCUGACUCCCUGUGGGCCAGUGUGAGGAGGCUCAGACACAGGUGCCUGCCCCUCAAAGAAUAAAGCCAU
Trichosurus vulpecula (common brushtail) is the source of this 2193-nucleotide messenger RNA. RefSeq names its product NEDD4 binding protein 3 (gene N4BP3). The transcript has 4 exons. The coding region runs from base 1 to 1686 and encodes 561 amino acids. The record is from RefSeq and is a predicted model, not a curated record. Gene Ontology annotation, cellular component: cytoplasmic vesicle. NCBI's taxonomy places the organism in Eukaryota, Metazoa, Chordata, Mammalia, Diprotodontia, Phalangeridae.